This is a messenger RNA of Diachasma alloeum, 1839 nucleotides long. RefSeq lists its product as uncharacterized. Bases 1 to 1839 code for a protein of 612 amino acids. The record is from RefSeq and is a predicted model, not a curated record. The transcript has a single exon. Lineage: Eukaryota; Metazoa; Arthropoda; Insecta; Hymenoptera; Braconidae.
AUGACCUUAGCACAUGAGGCCUCGGCUUCAGGAGGGUUGAGGGUUUCGGGCCGUCCGUGUUCUUCUCGGGCUGACGCUCCUCCGGAAUAUUUCUUCCCUCAUCACGGAGUUCUCAGGGCGAGCAGUGAGACAACGAAGCUCAGAGUUGUUUUCAACGGCUCCAACAAGACCAGCUCAGGACAAUCGUUGAACGAGAUUAUGCACACGGGUGAGAAGUUGCAGAAGGAUAUCUCGGAUGUACUUCUCUUUUCUCGGCGGAAACGGCUCAUUUUCAUGACGGACAUAACCAAGAUGUUUCGUCAAAUUCGGGUACAUCCGGAAGAUUGGCCACUCCAACAAAUACUCUGGACCGACUCAAACGGAGAUAUCGCCACCUAUCAACUCACCACGGUCACAUAUGGCACUAGGUCAGCUCCGUUCCUCUCAAUGCGUGUUCUUCAUCAGCUCGUUGAGGAUGAAGGAUCGAACUAUCCUCUCGCUGUGGAACCGCUCAUGAAAGGACGAUAUGUUGACGAUAUCUGCGAGGGUGCUGACUCGGAGGAAGAGCUACUCAGGACCGCUCAUCAGGUGACACAGCUCUGUCGGUCAGGAGGCUUUCCGCUAGCCAAAUGGCACUCAAAUAGCCCAGCUCUACUCACAUCUCUUCAACCUGACAGCACCUCUCAAGAACAACGAUUCAUAGAGGACUCGCUCACCAAGAUUCUAGGGGUUUCUUGGCAUCCUGGAACGGACAACUUCAAGUUCUCCGUCACUCAGCCUGAGACCAGCUCAAUAACGAAGAGAAUCAUUUUAUCGGAAACGGCUCAACUCUUCGAUCCACUGGGUUUCCUAGCGCCAGUGGUCAUACGAGCGAAGAUAUUGCUCCAGGCUCUAUGGAUCGAGAAACUGGGAUGGGACGAACCAGUUUCCCAGACAACUGCUCAACGAUGGAGCCAAUUUAGGGAGGAGCUCACACAGUUAUCAGAGAUCACCAUACCUCGGUGGCUUGGACUGCUCACGGAUUCCGUCGUCGAAGUACACGGUUUUUUCGACGCAUCACAAGUGGCGAUGUCAGCCGUGAUCUAUCUCAAGGUUCUCAACAAGGGAAAAUCAGAACUCACAUUGGUUUGCUCAAAAACGAAGGUCGCACCGCUCAAACGGCUGACAAUCCCACGACUAGAACUCACUGCGGCUCUCCUCCUGGCCAAACUGACUAAGUACGUCAAGGACCAACUCAAUCUCAGGAACGCCACAACCUAUCUCUGGACCGACUCAUCGGUCACGCUCACGUGGAUCAGCUCACACUCCUCAAGAUGGAAGGAGUUCGUGAAAAAUCGGGUGGCACUCAUCCAGGAGCUCACUCAGCAGGCUCAUUGGAGAUUGGUACCGGGCAAGGAGAAUCCUGCAGACUGUGCAUCUCGAGGUCUAUCAGCGCACCAACUGGUAUCUCAUAAGCUCUGGUGGAAAGGGCCACCAUGGCUUCAUCAAGACUGCUCAUCAUGGCCAACUCACGCUCUGGAAAAAGACCUCAGCGCAGACCUCGAGGAAAAGCCAGGAGUUCUCCUACAUGUAAAAGCUCAUCCAAUCGCGCUCUGGAAUCUCGUCGACAGAUUCUCAUCGUUCAACCGACUGCUCAGGGUCACAGCAAUCUGUCGACGAUUCAUAGCUCGGCUCAGGAAAACCCCCAACUCUUCUCUUCGAUACCCGCUCACUCUUGGUGAUCUUGAAGAGGCUCGCAUCCUCUGGAUCAAACUCACGCAGGCAGCUCACUUCAAGGAUCAACUCAGAGCGAUCUCACGAGGGGAAAGGUUCAGCAAAUCCCACCCCCUCACCAAGCUCACACCCUUCAUCGAUCGCUAA